AUGGUGGAAGGUCAGACGAGCAACAGGAAUGAGGCCGCAUUAUCAUCCAAGAGAACGUCUAAAACUGUCAAAAAUUCCCCUAUUACCUCAAGAUCAAUCACACUAUCUUUCGAAACAUAUGCAAUUUCUAAACCAAUUACACCUACCCUCUCUUCUUUUUCUCAAAGCACCAAUAUCAUCAAUAUAACUAUUAAUUACGCUGGUGCUGAUUUCAAGUCUGAUGCUAAAGUUUCCGCUCAAGUCUAG
This is a messenger RNA of Funneliformis caledonium, 246 nucleotides long. Lineage: Eukaryota; Fungi; Glomeromycota; Glomeromycetes; Glomerales; Glomeraceae. The record is from the annotation of a GenBank genome assembly.